AUGGAAUCCAUAAAGGGAAUGGAUUUUACCUUGUUUGCUGUGACUGUGUCAGCUUUUUCCUAUGUGGUUUAUAAUGCUUUAUUCCUCGCAGCUCAACUAUGGGAAGCCGUUGCCACGCUUCUUUUGGGUUUGUACUACGUUCUGCUCAUUUAUGGCUACGUAAAGAGGAAAAAGAGAUUGUUUAUGAUAGGGACGGGCCUACAGGCCGUUGCUACCGUAGUGAUAUUUGGAUUGUUCGUGUUUUUCUUCGUAGAAAUAUUCGUCUCCCACUCACUUGUAUAUAAGGUGCUGACGUACAUAAGCCAGACGGAAGAGAGCCAAAGAGUCAAAAUUGCUCGGUACACUUCAAUUGGAAUGGCAGUCGAUUCGCUUGUAACGGCCGCACUACACACAUGGGCUCUAGUCAUGUGCAUUUUAGAGUGCAGAGAAAUGGAUCAUGAAUCUGAUGCACCUUUCGAGGCGAUGGCUAUUCAUACAGAACUCGACUUCCCAGAAGUGACACAGGUGAACAUUCCGUCUCAGAGUGACAUCGUGAAGGCGAAAGAGAAAGCUACCGAGACGAUUAUUGCUCAGUUGGGAGAGGAGCGGUUCACACUGCCUCGUCUUCAAACCUCAUCAGGCGGCGGGAUUGUCGGCACGUCACGAUUCACAACACGGCCUGAUCAGUCAGGCGGCGGGAUU
This is a messenger RNA of Cooperia oncophora, 681 nucleotides long. The record is from the annotation of a GenBank genome assembly. Lineage: Eukaryota; Metazoa; Nematoda; Chromadorea; Rhabditida; Trichostrongylidae.